Molecule: messenger RNA, 674 nt
Organism: Trichobilharzia szidati
Lineage: Eukaryota; Metazoa; Platyhelminthes; Trematoda; Strigeidida; Schistosomatidae
Source: the annotation of a GenBank genome assembly
AUUCAGUGUACUAAUGGCAUUCUAACAUUUUUUUCUUCUGAAUAACAAACUAAACUGCACACAGUAGUAUAAACACUUUUCAUUUUGUCGAUAGCACAAAAAUGCAUUACCGUUUUGUGUGCAUACCCACUGAUUGAUUCAUUUUUUUUCGUUUUCAGCAAAUUAGAAUAUUUUUGCAUUAGUGUCUAUGUAUAAAAAGCAUGUAUAAUUUAUGUAAAACUGACUCAGAACUGUUACAAUGAAGGAGUAUCAAGUCACUAUACUUAGCAGUGAAAUGUCUGAAGAUGUGGAAUCCUAUGCAUGUCGGGCAGCCUCUGAAGCUCUUAGUAUGGAAACAAGCUUCAGUGGAAUUGCUGGUUUCAUUAAAAAAGCUUUCGAUAAAAAAUAUAAAAAUACCUGGCAUUGUAUAGUUGGUACAAAUUACUGUGGGGCAUUCUCACAUGAAACUGGAUCAUUCAUUCAUUUCAUUCUGGAUGAUCUCACAUUUUUAUUGUAUCGAUCAAUUUAAUUGAAACUGCAAUUAGUCUUGCUUACCUAUAGUAUGUAUAAUGCUAAUUUAUACCUUUAAAAGUAUUCCAAAAUUGUACAAGUUACUAAUAAAAGAUUAUUUUCAUUCGUAGCUUUCUUAAACUUGUUUUCUUCUUUCUGAAGUGUAUUUAUAAGGAAAAUGCUGC